Pipistrellus nathusii (Nathusius's pipistrelle) is the source of this 1749-nucleotide messenger RNA. The record is from the annotation of a GenBank genome assembly. NCBI's taxonomy places the organism in Eukaryota, Metazoa, Chordata, Mammalia, Chiroptera, Vespertilionidae.
AUGGCUUUGGCCCCAGCCGGUUUGCAGGUGGGAACCCUGGUGUGGGGCGCCUGCCUCUGCAUCCUGGUACACGGGCAACAGGCCCAGCCAGGGCAGGGCCCGGACUUGGGGCGCUGGCGGCAGCUGAUCCAGUGGGAGAACAACGGGCAGGUGUACAGCCUGCUCAACUCGGGCUCCGAGUACGUCCCCGCCGGAGCACCGCGCGCCGAGGGUAGCUCCCGGGUGCUGCUGGCGGGCGCCCCCCAGACCCAGCUGCGGCGCAGCCAAGGAGGUCCCCGGCGGCGGCAGGCCCCGUCUCUGCCCCUGCCCGGGCGCGUGGGCUCGGACACCGUGCGCGGCCAGGCGCGGCACCCUUUCGGCUUCGGCCAGGUGCCGGAUAACUGGCGCGAGGUGGCCGUCGGGGACAGCACGGGUAUGGCCCGGGCUCGCACCUCGGUCUCCCAGCACGGGGGCUCCGCCUCCUCGGUCUCGGCCUCUGCCUUCGCCAGCACGUACCGCCAGCCGCCCUCCAUCCCGCAGCAGUUCCCCUACCCGCAGGCGCCCUUCGUCAGCCAGUACGAGACCUACGACCCGGCGGCGCGGACCUACGAGCAGGGCUACGUGUACUACCGCGGGGCGGGCGGCGGCGGCGCCGGGGCGGCGGCCGUGGCCUCGGCGGGAGUGGUCUAUCCGUUCCAGCCGCGGCCGCGCUACGAGGAGUUCGGCGGAGGGGGCGAGGAUCAGCCCGAGUACUCGCCGCAGGGCUUCUACCCGGCCCCGGAGAGGCCCUACGCGCCGCCGCCCGCCGACGGCCUAGACCGCCGCUACUCGCACAGCCUCUACCACGAGGGCGCCGCGGGCUCCGAGCAGGCCCUCCCCGGCCCGGGCCCCGACGCAGCGCAGGCCGCCGGCGGCGCCUACGGCGGCGACCCCGCCCUCGGCUGGUACCCGCCCUAUGCCAACCUGCCUCCCGAGGCCUACGUGCCCCCGAGGGCGGUGGAGCCGCAGCCCCCGUUCCGCAUGCCGGAGCCGCCCUACCUGCCCGUGCGCAGCUCGGACGCGCCCCCGCCGGUGGCGGAGCGCAGCGGCUCGCAGCAGGGUCGCCUCAGCGUGGGCAGCGUGUACCGGCGCACCCAGAACGGCCGCGGUCUCCCUGACUUGGUCCCAGACCCCAACUAUGUGCAAGCGUCCACCUAUGUCCAGAGAGCCCACCUGUACUCCCUGCGCUGUGCAGCAGAGGAGAAGUGCUUGGCCAGCACAGCCUAUGCCCCGGAGGCCACUGACUAUGAUGUGCGGGUGCUGCUGCGCUUCCCCCAGCGGGUGAAGAACCAGGGCACAGCGGAUUUCCUCCCAAACCGGCCGCGGCACACUUGGGAGUGGCACAGCUGCCACCAACACUACCACAGCAUGGACGAGUUCAGCCACUAUGACCUGUUGGAUGCAGCUACAGGCAUGAAGGUAGCCGAGGGCCACAAGGCCAGCUUCUGCCUGGAGGAUAGCACCUGUGACUUCGGCAACCUCAAGCGCUAUGCCUGCACCUCACAUACACAGGGCCUGAGCCCAGGCUGCUAUGAUACUUACAACGCGGACAUCGACUGCCAGUGGAUUGACAUAACUGAUGUGCAACCCGGCAACUACAUCCUCAAGGUGCACGUGAACCCUAAGUACAUUGUUUUGGAGUCUGACUUCACCAACAAUGUGGUGAGAUGCAACAUCCACUAUACAGGUCGCUAUGUUUCUACGACAAACUGCAAGAUUGUCCAAGCCUGA